Molecule: messenger RNA, 1635 nt
Organism: Fusarium vanettenii 77-13-4
Lineage: Eukaryota; Fungi; Ascomycota; Sordariomycetes; Hypocreales; Nectriaceae
Exons: 9
Coding region: 1-1635 (544 amino acids)
Biological process (GO): transmembrane transport
Cellular component (GO): membrane
Molecular function (GO): transmembrane transporter activity
Source: RefSeq, a predicted model, not a curated record
AUGACUCAGCCAUUCUCACCAGAUGCCAAGGGCCACCAGUCGACCAAAGAGAUGGACAACAUCGAGGCUGGCAUUGGCAACUCGGCCAACAACGACGUGGCCGAGGGCAAGGUCCAAGACAUUAUUCUCGACACAAUCAACGCCGCCGACGGCCAGUAUACUGAGGCCGACUACAAGAGGGCGGACAAGACGUCCAUCUCCACUCAGGCAACCUUCGGCAUGCGGGAGGACACUGGGUUAGUCGGUCAGCAAUUCUCAUGGUUAAGCACCAUCUUUUACAUCAUGUAUCUUGUCGGCGAAGCUCCCGGAAACUACCUGAUGCAAUGCUUCAGCCUCAACAAGACUUUGUUCAUAUGCAUGCUCUGCUGGGGAGUCUUUGUUCUCUGUAUUGGCUUCACGCAUAGUUUCGCCCAGCUCAUGGCGCUCCGAGCCCUUCAGGGCCUCUUCGAGUGCACCAUCUCCCCAGCCUUCCUCCUCAUUACGGCCUCCUUCUACGUCAGCCGGGAGCACACGAUGCGAUCCAUCAUCUGGGGCACUUCGAACAGCGGAAUGGACAUCCUCACACAGCUCGUCAUGUAUGGAAUUGGGAAGGCUGCCCAGGCAAGCCCCAGCAGCUUUGGUCCGUGGCGAUACAUCAGCAUUUUCUUGGGUUCUUGGACCAUCAUCAUGUCCUUCUGCUCGCUUCUAGUGUUGGGAACGCCCAAUGAAGUUCGCUGGCUAUCAAACGAGGAGAAGCGCAUCGCAGCCGCCAGAGUCACCUACUUCUUCUUCUUUACUGUCAUCGUCAACUCCCUCCCGAACGGCGGAACCACAGCCUUUGGUAACUUGGUCUAUGUGUCCUUUGGCUUUACCAACCUCGAGACCCUCGUCAAGGGCACCAUUCCUCAGAAUAUCGUCACCAUUGCUUGGUUUCUGUGUGUUGGCUUCCUGACACUGAAGAGGCCGAAUCUCCGCUUUAUCCUUAUGGUCGUCUCGACUAUUCCCGCCUUUGUCGGCAUGCUGGCCUUGGGACUACUGCCCAAGGAUGGCAUGUUGUGGACUCGAUGGGGUCUCUAUCUCAUGACUGUGACUGGACGCUUGCCUGGUCUUUUGAUCUGGACCUUGCUCCCGUCCAACGUAGCCGGCAGAACCAAGAAGUCGGUGACUGGAGCCGUCAUGUUUAUUGCGUACUGUAUUGGCAACGCCAUUGGUGUCCAGACCUUCCAAGCCAAGUGGGCGCCCCGAUACGUCCCCUCCAUGAUCAUCUGUGGAGUCAUGUAUGCUUUGGAGUGCAUAUUGUUCAUUUUGUGGAGGUUCUACUAUAUUGUGCAGAACCGUCGCAGGGCUAAGCUGGUUGAAGACAUGGGGUUGACACCGGAAGAGUCUGCACACCAGGGACAAAUCAACGGAGAAAUGGACGUGACAGACUGGGAGAAUAUCCAUUUCAGGUACAGCAUUGCGGCGCGUCGUGACGAGACUGCCAACCUUUUUGUGGAAAUUGAUCGUAAUAGAAAUGUUACGUUUAUGAAGUCCCUGAAACUUUCCACUGGGCCCCUACCUGAUCAAGGUCCUCACUUCACUUCCAUCUUGAGAAGGUCCUUGCAAACUGCGAAGAACAGCAGUUCAGCCCCUAGCCUUUACAAGGAUUUUGACUGA